Molecule: messenger RNA, 3748 nt
Organism: Symphalangus syndactylus (siamang)
Lineage: Eukaryota; Metazoa; Chordata; Mammalia; Primates; Hylobatidae
Gene: SCARF1
Product: scavenger receptor class F member 1
Biological process (GO): neuron remodeling; dendrite development; heterophilic cell-cell adhesion
Cellular component (GO): membrane
Molecular function (GO): scavenger receptor activity; low-density lipoprotein particle binding
Source: RefSeq, a predicted model, not a curated record
GGCUUCUUGGAGCUCAGGCCUUGCUUUGGGAGUGUGGCUUGAUGGAAAGCCGUGGCUCCCACCCUCACUCCACCCCCUUCCCUGGCCCCGGCACCCAGGGACCUGCAACUUCAUUCUUCUGGCCCUUCCAGGCCCAGGCCAGUCAGCCCUGCCAUUGCCUUCCUUUCCCUUUCUUUUUUUGAGUGUCAGUCUUUCCAGCCACCCCCUCCCUCUCAGGGAGGUGCCUCAUGGCAGCCCGCCCCUCCGGCCUGGUUUCCUCAGGAAAAGCCCUGAGAGGAAGCAGGGAGGGGGCUGGGAGCUGUGGGGGCCAGAUGAACCUGAGCCCUCCCACCGAGCUGGCCGCUAUGGGGCUGGGGCUGCUGCUCCCGCUGCUGCUGCUCUGGACUCAGGGGACUCAGGGGUCAGAGCUGGACCCCAAUGGGCAGCACGUCUGUGUGGCCAGCAGCCCCUCUGCUGAGCUGCAGUGCUGCGCAGGCUGGAGGCAGAAGGAUCAAGAAUGCACCGUCCCCAUCUGUGAGGGGCUGGACGCCUGCCAGAAAGACGAGGUGUGUGUGAAGCCGGGCCUCUGUCGAUGCAAGCCUGGAUUCUUUGGGGCCCGCUGCAGCUCCCGCUGCCCGGGCCAGUACUGGGGCCCCGACUGCCGUGAGAGCUGCCCCUGCCACCCGCACGGCCAGUGCGAGCCAGCCACGGGCGCUUGCCAGUGCCAGGCCGACCGCUGGGGCGCCCGCUGCGAGUUCCCGUGCGCCUGCGGCCCCCACGGGCGCUGCGACCCCGCGACCGGCGUGUGCCACUGCGAACCGGGCUGGUGGUCGUCCACGUGCCGCCGCCCGUGCCAGUGCAACCCCGCGGCGGCGCGCUGCGAGCAGGCCACGGGCGCCUGCGUGUGCAAGCCGGGCUGGUGGGGGCGCCGCUGCAGCUUCCGCUGCGCCUGCCACGGCUCCCCGUGCGAGCAGGACUCGGGCCGCUGCGCCUGCCGGCCGGGCUGGUGGGGUCCCGAAUGCCGGCAGCAGUGCGAGUGUGUGCGGGGCCGCUGCAGCGCCGCCUCCGGCGAGUGCACCUGCCCGCCCGGCUUCCGCGGAGCGCGCUGCGAGCUGCCCUGCCCGGCAGGCAGCCACGGGGUGCAGUGCGCACACAGCUGUGGCCACUGCAAACACAAUGAGCCAUGCUCCCCAGACACGGGCAGCUGUGAGUCCUGCGAGCCGGGCUGGAAUGGGACCCAGUGCCAGCAGCCCUGCCUGCCUGGCACCUUUGGCGAGAGCUGCGAACAGCAGUGCCUUCACUGCCAACAUGGGGAGGCCUGUGAGCCAGAUACUGGCCACUGUCAGCGCUGUGACCCUGGCUGGCUGGGGCCCAGGUGUGAAGACCCCUGCCCCACUGGCACCUUUGGGGAAGACUGUGGCUCUACCUGCCCCACCUGUGUUCAGGGGGCCUGUGAUGCUGUGACAGGGGAAUGUGUCUGCAGUGCCGGCUACUGGGGGCCCAGCUGCAACGCCUCCUGCCCAGCCGGCUUCCAUGGAAACAACUGCUCAGUUCCUUGUGAAUGCCCAGAGGGACUCUGCCACCCUGUCUCUGGGUCCUGCCAGCCAGGCUCUCACCGUCGGGACGCCGCCCUCAUCGCGGGCAGCCUUGUGCCUCUGCUGCUGCUCUUCCUGGGCCUCAUCUGCUGUGCCUGCUGCUGCUGGGCCACCCGGUCAGACCUCAAGGACAGGCCAGCGAGAGAUGGAGCUACUGUGUCCAGGAUGAAGCUGCAGGUCUGGGGGACAUUGACCAGCUUGGGCUCCACGCUGCCCUGUGGUUCCCUCAGCUCCCACAAGUUACCCUGGGUGACAGUCUCACAUCACGACCCGGAGGUCCCCUUCAACCACAGCUUCAUCGAGCCGCCCUCUGCCGGAUGGGCCUCCGAUGACUCCUUCUCAUCCGAUCCUGAGUCUGGAGAGGCAGACGAGGGUCCUGCCUACUGUGUGCCACCCCAAGAAGGGAUGGUCCCUGUGGCCCAGGCAGAGUCGUCAGAGGCCAGCCUGGCUGGAGGUGCUUUCCCGCCCCCUGAAGACGCCUCCACGCCAUUCGCCAUCCCACGCACCUCCAGCCUAGCUCGGGCCAAGCGGCCAUCGGUCUCCUUUGCUGAAGGUACAAAGUUUGCGCCACAGAGUCGCCGAAGCUCAGGGGAGCUCUCCAGCCCGCUCCGAAAGCCCAAGAGGCUCUCCCGGGGGGCACAAUCGGGUCCUGAGGGCCGGGAAGCCGAAGAGUCCACAGGCCCAGAGGAAGCAGAAGCACACGAGUCCUUUCCUGCAGCUGCCAGUCCCGGGGAUUCAGCCACUGGCCACCGGCGGCCCCCACUUGGUGGCCGGACAGUGGCUGAGCACGUGGAAGCCAUUGAGGGCAGUGUCCAGGAGAGCUCAGGCCCCGUGACCACCAUCUACAUGCUGGCGGGGACGCCCCAGGGACCCGAAGGCCCUGUCCGCUCUGUCUUCCGCCAUUUUGGUAGCUUUCAGAAAGGCCAGGCAGAACCCAAGGUCAAGAGGGCCAUCCCUAAGCCUCCACGCCAGGCCCUGAAUCGGAAAAAGGGCAGCCCUGGCCUGGCCUCUGGCUCUGUCAGCCAGAGCCCCAACUCAGCCCCAAAAGCUGGGCUUCCUGGGGCCACAGGGCCUAUGGCAGUCAGACCAGAGGAAGCGGCCCAGGGGCUGGGGGCUGGCAUGGAGAGUUCAGGGAGAGUCCAGAAGCCAGUCUCUGGGGGUGGCUCCCCAAAACGGGAUCCCCAGAAGCAAGCUAAAGAGGAAAGGCAGGAGGAACCUGAGUAUGAGAACGUUGUACGCAUCUCCAGGCCACCAGAACCCUGAGGACCUUGAAUUUGGGGAGUGGGGAGACUGGAUGGGACCGAAACUGCCCAUGGACUAGACUGUGCUGUGUGCUGGAAAAUGAUCCCAGGGCCAGGACAGACAAACCAGGGCCUCUGCGCCUCCACAGGGAAAAGGCAAGGCUUCCAGGCCAGUUGGCCCAGGCCCCUGGCGUUGCUCCCGGAGGGGGCCAGGAAGGCCUGGGCAGAGACCCUGCAGGAUGGGGUCAGGAAGGGUUGCCUGCAGGGACUUCUCUGCUGUCCUGGACCCUGUGUGCCUCAGAAGGGCUAUUCUUUCUUUCAUGUGCAAAACAUUUUUCUGAAAUGGCAAACAACCUACAUGUUUGCUGAUAAAAGAUUGGCUAGACAAAUUUUUUUUUUUUUUUUGAGAUAGAGUCUUGCUCUGUCGCCCGGGCUGGAGUGCAGUGGCACAAUCUUGGCUCACUGCAAGCUCCGCCUCCUGGGUUCACGCCCUUCUCCUGCCUCAGCCUCCCGAGUAGCUGGGACUACAGGUGCCCACCACCACGCCCGGCUAAUUUUUUUUGUAUUUUUAAUAGAGACGGGGUUUCACCAUGUUAGCCAGGAUGGUCUCGAUCUCCUGACCUCGUGAUCCACCUGCCUCAGCCUCCCAAAGUGCUGGGAUGACAGGCGUGAGCUACCGCGCCCGGCCUGUGAACUUUUUAAAAAGGAUGUAUGUGCAUAAAAACAGAUUCAAGGGAAAGGCACUAAAUGGUAUUUUCCUCUGGAAGAUGAGAUUGUAGGUGAUAUUUAUUUUCUUCUGGAACUUUUGUAUAGUUCGCAAAUUUUCUACAGUGAACAUUCUUUUUUACUUUUGUUACUAGAUUGAAUUUGAUAAAGUAUAAUAAAAAGCAACGAUCUUUGUUAAAAAAAUAAAAAGUACUAACAUUAUAGACA